This is a messenger RNA of Loa loa (African eye worm), 1839 nucleotides long. RefSeq names its product ShTK domain-containing protein. The record is from RefSeq and is a predicted model, not a curated record. Bases 1 to 1839 code for a protein of 612 amino acids. NCBI's taxonomy places the organism in Eukaryota, Metazoa, Nematoda, Chromadorea, Rhabditida, Onchocercidae. The transcript has 10 exons. Gene Ontology annotation, molecular function: oxidoreductase activity.
AUGGCAGGUCGGACCCAAGCGGGUGGAAUGUGCUAUUUACCGGAUGGUUCAUGGCUAACAAAAGCUGUCAGGAAAGAAUACCGGAUGUUGACUGAUCAAGAGCGGAAGAGAUUCCACAACGCUUUAAUACAACUCAAACGUUCUGGCGAAUAUGAUAAAUUGGCGCUAAUGCACGGCCGUGCAGCAGUUAGCGGCGGUGCGCAUUCUGGACCUGCCUUUCUUCCAUGGCACCGAGAAUUCAUCAAAAGAUUUGAGAUCGCUCUCCGACAAAUUGAUCCUUCCGUUUCCAUCCCGUACUGGGAUUCAGUUCUGGAUAGUGGAUUACCGAAUCCGCAAGAUUCAGUAUUGUGGACAAAUGAAUUGAUGGGCACAACCAAUGCAAAUGGAGCUGUGACCGGAGGAGAUUUUGCUAAUUUUGUCACAUUUGAGAACCAUCCAAACAUAAGGCGUCAAGUUGGAAAGGAAGGAUCGCCGUUCAAGGAAUCAGAUCUGAAUUGGUUCCUGCAACAAAAUCGGGUGGAAAAUAUUCUCGCAUUUACCGCUCCUAGACAGGGUUGUCAAUAUCGCGCUAACUAUAAUGCCUUGGAAUACACACAUGGUAAUGUUCACAUUUUCGUGGGUGGUGAUAUGUACGAUCCAUACACAUCCGGAAACGAUCCGUUAUUCUACCUACAUCAUUCAUUCGUCGAUUAUAUUUGGGAAAUGUACAGACAACAAAAACAGACACGAUAUCAACGUGAGAAUGAUUACUCACCUGAUAAUCAGGCAUGCAGUAGCGCACUGCAUUUCGGUUCCACGUUGAUGAGGCCUUUCACACCAUUACGAAACAUUGAUGGUUUGAGUAAUGCCUACACUGACAAUCUAUAUGAAUAUACACCACGCCCAACUUGUUUAAGUGGAUUAAACUGUGGAUCGAAAUAUCUAUUUUGUGAUCGAUCCCAUGGACAACCUCGAUGCGUAUCACAGGCUCGAAUUGGUGGACGUUGCUCUGGAUUUGUGAGGGGUGAACAGGUGUGUCAUAAUGGAGAAUGUGUUGAAGGACGAUGUGUUGCUACUCGUUCCUCUUCGAUCCUACUAUUUUCAGAUCCCACUGAUCACACCACCCCCUAUCCCUUUGUCAACAAAAAAACACCGGUUGUAUCGAUAAAUGCAGAUUGUUACAACGAGAAUGAAUGUUGCCAGUAUUGGGCACAACGGGGCGAAUGCGAUCGAAACAAAGGUUACAUGCAUGAAUGGUGCAAAGUUUCAUGUCAGAUUUGUCAACCUAAUUUCAAUCCUAAUAUCGAAUGUUCGAAUCAUCACGAGAACUGUGAGCGAUGGGCGAGAAACGGUGAAUGCUUGGCGAACGCUAAAUGGAUGAAGGAAAAUUGUCGUCAAAGCUGUCGUCAUUGUGAUCGAACGAGGACACAAAUUUGCAGUGGCGCUCAUCAUCAUGUGACAACAACACGUCGACCACAACCUGAAAAGAUAAAUCUUCUUCACUGCAAUUCACCCGGAUGUUACAAUGAAAAUGUUUGCUGUCCACUAUGGGGUUUACAAGGACAAUGCUCUCGUAAUUUCACCUGGGUAGCAUGCAGUUGUAAAGUGAGUUGUGGCCUAUGUAUUCCAGCUGAUUACGACUAUGGAACGUGCAAUGAUUAUCACCGUAGCUGUCCAGAGUGGGCGGCACACGGUGAAUGUAGUAUGAAUGCUUGGAUGCUGGAAAACUGUCGACGUUCCUGUCGCUCAUGUUUGGAUCAGUGGCAACUACGUCAAAAAUGUCGUAUUAUAUCAGAUUUAUCUUUCAAACACUCUGUCCCAACUGUGGUCGAUGAUUAUUAUUAUUAUGAUAUAUUUUAA